AUGGGAAGCGCUUAGUGCUGCACCAAAUAGUAAUUAGAAGAAAAGGAAACUGAAAUAUAAAUAAAAUAAGAUGUUAUUAUGAAAUAGUCAGGAACUUAAUAAGAGUAUUUAGUAUUUGUUAAUCAUAUAAAUUAUAGCAAUCCAUUACCCAAAAAUAAGUUAUCAUCUCGAAAAAGCAGUCCAGAUGAACCAGGAACACCAGGAUUUGCUGAUCUCAGAUCUCAAUAGAGUAGAAAGUCUGAGUAACAUCAAUCUCAUUCUUAAAAAGAAAUAUAAUUAAUUGGGUAGUUGGAAAAACAUGAUAGUCCUUUUAAAUCAUAAUGUUCAAUAGGAAAAAGAAAGAACGAUUCCCCUGUUUGUAGUUUUGAAGCUACUAAUAAAUUAAAAUCAUUAGACAGUAAUCGUAUAAAGAAAAUACAAACAUUUGAAGAAAAAGUAAAUAGCAGAGACCUAUCUCCAAUAGAAGAUGAUGGAAUGUUGGAUAGCUAAAGAAGCAAAUAAGCAGAUGAAAAGUCUGUUAAGAGUAUAUUGAAAUAAGAAUUAAAAUACAGUAAGUUUAGGAAAUAAGACACUACAUUUGAUGCUGGGUAAAGAAAAGUUUAAUUUUAUAUUGAAUGA
Messenger RNA from Paramecium primaurelia, 618 nucleotides. Lineage: Eukaryota; Ciliophora; Oligohymenophorea; Peniculida; Parameciidae. The record is from the annotation of a GenBank genome assembly.